AGAACGACGAGCGGAGUGAUAGGAAAAAAGUGAAGGUUGAAGAAAAAAUAGGUGGCAGAAAUUCGUUCCUAUUUUUCUACUAUUACGGUUUAUUUAGUGUACCGAAAAACAUAGGCCCAUCCUUGCGUGAUUUCGCACAGAAUGGUUUAUAGCAUUUUACAAAACGAUUUGCUUCUAUCCUGAUGGUGCACGAAACCGCGAACAAGAAAGUUGUUCUUCCGCAGCUUUCCGUGGAAGCUGCCAAAGUUAAAAGCUGGCAAUCCGAACGGAAUCGGAUUGAGUGAGUGUUUCGUCCACAAAUGAAGUGAAAAGGCUGCUAAAAUUCCAGUACCGAAGUAGUUAAUCAUCUGGAGUAUAAAUCAUCAAUAAAGAGCUGGAGGAUUUGUUUUUAAUUCGUGUUAGUUGAAGGCCAUCGGAAGAGAAAGUUAUCUUGGACCCAUAGUUAUUACUUGGGUCGUAACUGAAAAGAUGCGGACAUUGAAACGGGUUAGAAAGGUUUUUUGGAUUAAAUAUGUUGUUCUGUUAACUGCUUCGCUAUGGAGUUCCACUGCUGCGGAACAGAUUCCUUCAGUUCCUACGCACAACAUGGCCAACAAAGAACGAAACGAGCUAAAGGAGGAAGCCAAGGAAAUGUUCUAUCACGCCUACAGGGCCUACAUGGACAAAGCCUACCCUGCUGACGAACUGAUGCCGUUAAGCUGCACCGGAAGAUACCGCGGUAUAACACCGUCACGAGGAGACCUGGACGAUGUUCUGGGAAAUUUCUCAAUGACUUUGGUAGAUACGCUGGACACGCUUGUUAUUUUGGGAGACCUCGACGAGUUCGAACGAGCGGUGAAGCUGGUAAUAAAGGAUGUCAAAUUCGAUAACGAUAUCAUUGUAUCUGUGUUUGAAACUAACAUCAGAAUGGUUGGUGGUCUUCUAUCUGCCCACAUUCUGGCUGAAUACGUACAAAAACAGGCAGAUGUGAUGAUGUGGUAUCGUGGAGAGUUGCUCGAAAUGGCCAAAAAUUUGGGCUAUCGAUUACUGCCUGCUUUCAAUACGUCAACGGGAAUACCCCACGCGAGGGUAAAUCUCAAACACGGUAUAAAAGUGGAAGCUUUACGUCAUUCCAGAGAAACUUGCACGGCAUGUGCCGGAACCAUUUUGUUGGAGUUCGCUGCCCUCUCCAGGCUUAGUGGUGAACCAAUUUUCGAAAUCAAAGCUCACACUGCCAUGGAUGCCUUAUGGAAAAUGCGACAUCGAAGCUCCGAUCUUAUGGGAACGGUGCUGAACGUACACUCUGGCGAUUGGAUCCGACGGGAAUCGGGCGUGGGCGCAGGAAUUGAUUCCUAUUAUGAAUACUGCCUUAAAUCCUACAUACUACUGGGUGAUGAGCGUUAUUUGGCGCGAUUCAAUCGCCAUUACAAUGCCAUCAUGAAAUACAUCAGCCAGGGACCGAUGUUGUUAGAUGUGCAGAUGCAUCGACCACAUACCAAGACGCGGAAUUUUAUGGAUGCACUGUUAGCCUUCUGGCCUGGAUUGCAAGUGUUAUCCGGUGAUCUAAAGCCUGCUGUGCAGACCCACGAAAUGCUGUAUCAAGUAAUGCAAAUGCAUACCUUUAUUCCUGAAGCCUUCACGUACGAUUUUCAGGUGCACUGGGGUCAGCAUCACUUGAGACCGGAGUUCAUUGAAUCAACAUACUUCCUAUAUCGUGCGACCGGUGACCACUAUUAUCUACAGGUUGGAAAAAAGGCGUUAAAAGCUCUGCAGAAGCAUGCAAGAGUUCCUUGUGGAUACGCCGCAGUGAACGAUGUACGUACUGGUAAACACGAGGAUAGAAUGGAUUCGUAUGUGCUUUCAGAAACAUUCAAAUACUUGUAUUUGUUGUUCUCCGAUCCCUCGGAUUUACUGUUGAACAUUGAAAAUUUCAUCUUCACCACGGAAGCCCAUCUACUGCCACUUACUCUGGGACAACUAGGAAAUCAAACCUUCAGCAUCAAAGACCACGAAGAGGAUAAUAUACUGGACUUUAUGCGUUCAUGCCCUAGUCCAAACAAGUUAUUUCCUGAAACGGUUAGACGUCCCCUUAGAGACCUGGUUACAGGAGUAUGUCCGCGCAUAUCGAGUGCCAAAAGACUUAGAGCGUCUGACUUUCAGGCAAGCAAUGCAGAUCAUCUACGCACAGUUUAUGACAUGGGUAUUACGAUGGUUUCUUUAGGCGAAGGAAAAGUACAUUUGCUGCACAGUUUUUACAAUGCAAAAUCACCCGAAGAAGCCGAACGUGGCCUCAUCUUCAUGCAGGAAAUGGUUGAAUUAUCCAAAUCAAACACAAUUCCCAAAACACAACUGCAGGCUGUAUCAUUCCGAAGUUCCGAUGAUGAUCAACAAAUCUUAAAAGCAGGUCCAAGCCAUUUUGGACCGGAGUUAACCGGCGAUAUGGCGAUUACCCAGAGAGGUGUAUUUGUUAGUCCAUCCAAAGUUUGCACAAGUCUCAAAAACAGUCGGGAACUUAACGGUAAGAUUGCGAUAGUGGAGCGCGGAGAUUGCACGUUUGUCGAUAAAGCACGCCGGGUGCAAGCGGGAGGUGCGAUGGCGGCUAUCGUCUACGACAAUACGCCCAACACCUCGAUCGAUAACCAGCAAAUGUUUGCGAUGUCUGGUGACGGAACGGAUGACGUUAAGAUACCAGUAGUGUUUCUAUUCACUAAGGAAGCGGAAGUACUGAUUGCUGCCAUAAAAGGAGACCCAGAUCUUGAGAUUACUCUGCGGCCGUUGAUGGAUUCGGUAGAUGAUGUGUCUGCGGUCGAUUCAAACCAAUCUCUGGGGCAACCAACAACCAAGACUGAAUCAAUGCAGACCUUCAACAGUGGAUCGAGAACGACGCCAUAAUAGUGAAGUUGGCAGCUAUUAACCGGAGCGAACUUGUUUAUAAUCAAUUUGGGCAUACUUUAUUCAAAACGGUCGCAAAGACAACGUGUGAAAUCAAGAGUUUGUGUGAGAUGCGCUGUUCGGAGUUCAAAGUGAAAGUUGAAUUUCUUUUCAAAGUGAUACAUUUGUUGAUACAGUAAAAGUGCGAGAUGUGAUGCAAGUUGUUCAGAGGUGAUAGUGCUUAGUUAAAGGUAGUGUAUUAUAUUUUUACCAUAAAUAAGCAUAGGUAAUGUAUGGUAGAACAGAAAACGGCAAUCGAUUUGUUACUCAUAGAAGCUAAACCACUGCGAAGGGAUUAUACGGAGGAACAUAUCAGUUAGUUGGCGGAUUUGCCGUUUUCAGACAAAACAACUAUGUAAAAACUAUGCCGGACAAAGGUGGCGAUGAAUGUAUAAAAACUAAAUGUAAAUAGUCUUUUUGAGCAUACGAAAAUAGAAUAAGACCAGAAUGAAUUAGCUGCUGAAGUACUACAAUUCCAAAUAAUUGUUGCAGUUUUUUACUCAACUAAGAAAAUCGAUUCCAUGGUCAGCAGAUAGCGAUAAAUGUGUAAAUAAACGAAGGCAUUGAUCAGAUUGCUAUUUUCAAGAAGUUUCCUUCAGCAUCGAUAGCAAUCACUAGUUAGUUACAAUCAAGAUGCAAUAUUAAAAUGAAUUUAAGUUAAAAAUAGCGAAAAUAGUUAUGAAUAAACGAUUUAAUUGCCUAUUAGAAGUAAGCGAUUUCUUAUAACACUGUUCUACUUUUGUAAAUAAAAUGAAAAUGUUUUACGAAAA
Molecule: messenger RNA, 3680 nt
Organism: Malaya genurostris
Lineage: Eukaryota; Metazoa; Arthropoda; Insecta; Diptera; Culicidae
Gene: Edem2
Product: ER degradation-enhancing alpha-mannosidase-like protein 3
Exons: 12
Coding region: 469-2871 (800 amino acids)
Biological process (GO): endoplasmic reticulum mannose trimming; carbohydrate metabolic process; mannose trimming involved in glycoprotein ERAD pathway
Cellular component (GO): membrane; endoplasmic reticulum
Molecular function (GO): calcium ion binding; mannosyl-oligosaccharide 1,2-alpha-mannosidase activity
Source: RefSeq, a predicted model, not a curated record